Suillus fuscotomentosus is the source of this 189-nucleotide messenger RNA. RefSeq lists its product as uncharacterized. Lineage: Eukaryota; Fungi; Basidiomycota; Agaricomycetes; Boletales; Suillaceae. The record is from RefSeq and is a predicted model, not a curated record. The annotation marks the transcript as partial. The transcript is spliced from 2 exons.
GAGCAAGAGAAAAGGCUUAGUGAUACUUUUGAGAAGUGGUCAACAGAGGGCACAGUGUGGUCUGCAGGGACAUGCAAAGUACAUAAAGAACAACUUAAACAUGUGAGAAAGGGAUAUUGUAAAUGUCUGUAUCAGGAUAUACAUACAGAUGGCAGUUAUAUUGAGGGAUCCCAUAAGGGCUGGAACUCU